Messenger RNA from Pecten maximus, 1471 nucleotides. RefSeq names its product sodium/calcium exchanger regulatory protein 1-like. The coding region runs from base 135 to 566 and encodes 143 amino acids. The transcript is spliced from 4 exons. The record is from RefSeq and is a predicted model, not a curated record. NCBI's taxonomy places the organism in Eukaryota, Metazoa, Mollusca, Bivalvia, Pectinida, Pectinidae.
UUAAUGACGAUCCCAGUAUAAUACGGCGGUAGGCUCACAGUCUUACCAGAUGAGCGUCACAUAAGCCGCUGGAACGGUCAGUGUUGAACAUUCUUUAUCCUAGAUAUUACGAUAGUGAGAAUAAAUACAAAAUCAUGGUGGACAAAUUUCUUGCAAAAUGGAAAGCCGAUAUCGAUUCCUACAAAAAUUUCGACGCUGCAAUGAUAGCUAUGGAACUUGACCCCAAAGCCCGUGAAGUAUUCAAGACGUGUGCGGGAACGUUGGAGUACAAGAAAGACGGUGAUACGUGGACAGCCUUAGCCGGAAUAGAAGGACUAGGGUUACGGGAAUAUGUUUACAAACUUGGAGAAGAAAUUGACGGAGUAGGUCUAGACGGAGUUUCGUUGAAGACUACAUCACAUCUAGAGGGCGAUGCUUUGAUAGAGCAUUCCACUUCACAGAAAACCGGUAUUCCCAUCACGAUAACCCGCCGUGUGACCGGAGAUGGAAACACUUUGGAUUGUACUCUUCACGUACAUGUAGAUCCAAAAGUUGCCGAGAUGACCUACACAAUGACGAAAAUUUGAAUUCGGAACCACUUAAAUGACUUGGAAUGGUCGCACUAAUUAUCCAGUGAAUGUUGUGUGCGUAACGUAACAAUGGCGCUUGGUGACGUGACAGGGCAAUUACAUAUUGUGCUAAUUGGUAUUCAGUGAAGUGUCUCCGUGAAAUCUACAUUUCUUGAUUUUGAUGUUAAAAUGUCAUCGUAAAAUUGUGGUUCCCUGAAUUUCAACUUUCUUUGGCCAGUUAUGUAUAGAGCCAUUGUUUGUAUAUAACAUUUAAGGGUCUAAUAAUCUAAUAGUCUACUUCGUCUAUGGUCUACACCGUUGUUAUUUUACAAUUUUACAAUUGUAUAAUUGUCGUUAGAAUCCAAGCAAAUUAUCAGUUACACAGACAAAACAUUCUUCUAAAUAUAUUAUACUCAAUAUGAAUGCCGGCUGCAGUUUUGUCCAGCCUACGAUAGAAAGACUUCAUGGAAGGUUAUCUUAAUCAAAUGGCACUGCUGUGGUUUUGAGACUACAAACGAUGAGUUUGAAAAUGUUUUUAAAGUUUCUGGUCAAAGGAACGAUAACUCUGGGAAGCUUGGCGACAAUGCACAAUCUCAUAUCGGUAAUAACCAUCAUCAUUCAACUUCGGGAACUACAGAAGUGGUAUUGUCGCACUUAUCAAGAUAUGGCAUCAAUAGUGAUAAUGUGAUAAUGACUUUCAUUAGUUUUCAAUCUUAAUAAUGGCUAUCGUUCUACUUUCGUCAUAAUUCUUUUUCAUUUGGUACUGUAAAAUUUUGAUCGAGGAACUCAAAUUCAUAUUAUAGAUUUCGUAUAUGUUCCAAAGCAGUGAAAUGUUGUAAUGCCGUUUGUAAUGUAUCAGUUCGACAGCAAUAUUUAUUUUGAAACAUUUUUUCAGUGUCCGAAUAAAUGGCAUAAAAGUCGAA